Molecule: messenger RNA, 1795 nt
Organism: Conger conger (European conger)
Lineage: Eukaryota; Metazoa; Chordata; Actinopteri; Anguilliformes; Congridae
Gene: idh2
Product: isocitrate dehydrogenase (NADP(+)) 2
Biological process (GO): isocitrate metabolic process
Cellular component (GO): mitochondrion
Molecular function (GO): isocitrate dehydrogenase (NADP+) activity; magnesium ion binding; NAD binding
Source: RefSeq, a predicted model, not a curated record
AAGCUGACGUGUUGUGUCUGGGAGGCGCUUUCCAAUAUCACACAAAACGACAUCUCAUUUCGGUCCUUCUUGCGUUUGGAGUGUAACCGGUUAGCAGCUAAAUUUGAUUUCAGCGCAACAUGGCAGGGUAUUUGAAGGUCCUUAGUUCCCUCUCUAGGUCUGCCGCCGCGCUUUCUAAAAACCCCGCCGUGCUAGCACCGGCCUCAACCUGCCAGAAUCUGCAACAAAGAAACUAUGCCGACAAGCGUAUCAAGGUGGCCCAGCCGGUGGUGGAGAUGGACGGAGACGAGAUGACCCGCAUCAUCUGGGAGUUCAUCAAGGAGAAGCUCAUUCUCUCCAACGUUGACGUGGAGCUGAAGUACUAUGACCUGGGUCUCCCGUACCGCGACCAGACCGACGACCAGGUCACCAUCGACUCCGCCCUGGCAACCAAGAAGUACAGCGUUGCGGUCAAAUGUGCCACCAUCACUCCCGAUGAAGCCAGAGUGGAAGAAUUCAAGUUGAAGAAGAUGUGGAAAAGCCCCAACGGAACUAUAAGGAACAUCCUGGGAGGCACGGUCUUCCGCGAGCCGAUCAUCUGCAAGAACAUUCCUCGUCUCGUCCCUGGUUGGACGCAGGCCAUCACAAUCGGCAGACACGCCUUCGGUGACCAGUACAGAGCGACAGACUUCGUGGUGGACAAGCCGGGCAAAUUCAUGAUGGUGUUCACCCCGACGGACGGAAGCCCGGGAAAGGAGUGGGAGGUGUACGACUUCCCCGCGGGGGGCUGCGGGAUGGGCAUGUACAACACCGAUGAGAGUCCAUCAAGGAUUCGCCACAGCUGCUUCCAGUACGCCAAUCAGAAGAAGUGGCCGUCUACAUGAGCAAAGAACACCAUCCUGAAGGCCUACGAUGGCCGAUUCAAGGACAUCUUUGAGGACAUCUUCAGAAGUAUGAUUCUGAACUACAAACCCGAGUUCGACAAGCUGAAGAUAUGGUACGAGCACAGGCUGAUCGACGACAUGGUGGCCCAGGUUCUGAAGUCAUCCGGCGCCUUCGUGUGGGCCUGCAAGAACUACGACGGAGACGUGCAGUCGGACAUUUUGGCUCAAGGGUUCGGCUCACUGGGGCUGAUGACCUCAGUACUGGUGUGUCCCGACGGCAAGACCAUCGAGGCAGAGGCGGCGCACGGAACCGUCACCAGGCACUACCGCGAGCACCAGAAGGGAAGGCCGACCAGCACCAACCCCAUCGCCAGCAUCUUCGCCUGGACCCGGGGCCUGGAGCACCGCGGCAAGCUGGACGGGAACCCCGACCUCAUCAAGUUCUCUCAGACUCUGGAGAGGGUGUGCGUCGAGACGGUGGAGAGUGGCGUCAUGACCAAGGACCUCGCGGGCUGCAUCCACGGCCUGGCCAACUGCAAGCUGAACGAGCACUACGUCAACACCACAGACUUUCUAGACGCCAUCAAGAACAACCUGGACAAAGCCCUCGGCAAAUGAAGGAUGAGACGGAGAGGACCGGAACAGCGCUCUCCAUUUUGUACCUCAUUUUUAACUUAAAUAGGUCAAGAUAAUCACAAUGCACCUUGUAUGAAGGGAAAUAAGUUUUAAUAUAGAAGUCUGUACAUGCCCUUUAGUUAGUAUGGUCAGAUAAUGAAUGAUAUCAAUCCCCCAUCCGCUCCCACUCAUAAUCUUCACUCCAAAGUUAUAUUUUGUUAUGAAGUACUGUACUGUACGUAAUUUAAUAGUCAUGCACCUCAACUUGAAGAAACCAUUUCAGAAGAUGACUAAUAAAUACUGUUAUUUGAUCCUCA